Molecule: messenger RNA, 2297 nt
Organism: Haplochromis burtoni (Burton's mouthbrooder)
Lineage: Eukaryota; Metazoa; Chordata; Actinopteri; Cichliformes; Cichlidae
Product: discoidin, CUB and LCCL domain-containing protein 1
Exons: 15
Coding region: 93-2045 (650 amino acids)
Source: RefSeq, a predicted model, not a curated record
AGUACUCUGUGCUCCAACUUUUUAUUGAAGCAAGACCCCUCGAGUCAGCGAGGCAUGCACCUUACUUUUUUCUCGCCGAGCUCCUGGAAAUCAUGCUCGCAAAGUGCGAAAACAUCGGGGAUGCUGUGAAGUCUUUCAUUGCCGGUUUGUGGAUCGCUUUAAGCGUCUGUUCGGUGUGUGUUCGCGGCCAGGAGGGUAAUGGCUGUGGACAUACGCUGCUGGCACCAGAGACGGGCACCGUAGCCUCCCAGAACUAUCCGGGUACCUACCCCAGUAACACCUGGUGUAAGUGGAGGCUUCGUGUACCACAGGGGCGCACGCUGCGACUGCUCUUUGGAGAUUUUGACGUUGAGAGCAGUCCAGGCUGCAGCAAUGGCUCUGUGAUAAUCACAGACAAAAACGGAGAGCACAGCCUGGGUCCUCUGUGCGGGAAGCUUGAUGCAGCCGGGAAGAAUGUGACAUUUAAUAGCAAUGAAGUAACAAUAAUGUUCAAGUCGGGCCCACAUCGCUCUGGACGAGGGUUUCUGCUCUCUUAUGCCACAGAUCAGCAGCCAGAUCUCAUUUCAUGUUUACAACGGGGAUCUCAUUUUAGCUCGCAGCAUUUAAGCGUGUAUUGCCCUGCAGGAUGCAAGAAGGUCACAGGGGACGUGUGGGGGAACUCUGAGCAUGGUUACAGAGAUACUUCGGUGCUGUGCAAGUCUGCAGUCCAUGCGGGAGCUACAUCUGACAGUCUGGGAGGCCAUAUCACUGUGAAUCGUGGGAGAAGCCUUACACUGUAUGAAUCCACCUUUGCCAAUGGAGUCCUUUCAAAAAUGGGAUCACUUUCUGAAAAGAAGCUGCUUUUCAUCCAAGAGUGUAACAACAACUUGGCUGUUUCUGCUUUAAACGCCUCAUCUUUUGCUGAUAAAAACAGUCAAGAGCAGACAAAGUCAAGGAACGCCAGAAAUAAUGAUUUCAGCCAUAACUUCCUGCUCUGGACAGCAGACAGUAGUGAUCAGAGCCCGUGGGUGGAGAUGGAGCUGAGCGAUAGAAGCAACAUCACAGGAAUAGUAACAGCGGGAUCAGAUGAGUACUACAUGGAAUCCUACAUCCUUUUAUUUAGUAAGGAUAGAAAGAACUGGAAGCUUUACAAAGAUGCUGCAAGCAAAGAAAGAAAGGUGUUUCCGGCCUACGCCGAUGGACACCUCAGAGUGCUCAAUAGCUUGUUUCCUCCUGUGGUGGCUCGAUUUGUCCGCCUCCAGCCGCUGAGUUGGCACGGGAGGGCUUCAGCUCAGAUUCAGGUCCUGGGCUGUCCUGUUAGUAAGGCCACACCGAGGUCUUCCCGUCCACCAGGCGGUGACUCUCCGUCCAUCAAAGUUAACUCGGGUCCACUGCUCCCAAGCCCCACUCCCACCACCACUGAGUGCACCGUGUUAGUUGAAACAAAACAGACCUCCAGUCAGCCAGUAAUAGUGGCAGUGGGCGUGGCCCUCGGCCUGAUGAUAUGUGGCAGUUGUGUGUUGGCUGGAUUCUGGUUGAAGCGAAGGAAAAAAGAUUCACAAAUGAAGUACUCCUACUCUGUCCCCACAAGUUCUCAGAGUUUGAAGGAAAAGAGUUUUCCCGGCUCACAGUCGUACCCUCUGGUUCGAAACGUCCACGAUGCACUACCAAACCCUCCUCUUAAUGACUAUGCUGAGCCAGCUCUUACACCUAUUGGACAUAAAGUUGGCUCAACGUUUAAACCUUCCUCAGAAGAGUGUUAUACUGCCCCCUUCACCUGCAGCCAUUAUGACACUCCUGGCUGCCUGCCCGAGUAUGCAGAGCCACUUCCUCCAGAGCCUGAGUAUGCCACUCCGUUCUCAGAUCAGCCCUCUGACUCCAGCAUUAUUCCUGCACCGACAUCCAGCCACAGUCAGUAUGACUGCCCCUCACACAGGGUGCUCUUCAAUGGCUACUGCACUCCCGCGCUACAUGCCAAUGGACCAAGACCAGUCAGUGCUGUCUAUGCAGAACCCAAGUCUUGUGAUUCUUUACAACAGAAACACACAUACGAAGAUCCUUUGUGAGCACCGCAAACUUAGACUCAGGAAAAGGCUCUUUGGAGUUGAAAUGUGUGUUGGCACCAGAGCAACACUUGGAGUGGUCUGAAGUUGAACAGUGAGCUGGACAGUGCUGUUCAGAAUGCACUAACUGGACCUCCCGUGAGUGAUGUACCCAAGGAAGUCACUAUGCAUAUGAGGGUAUUCAGACUAAACACUGAGAGCCACAUGGAGGCAGAUAUUUCCAUCAAGGAAGUACGGGAUAGGUUUUUUUUUUUU